UCACACUCCCUCUGAACUUAAUGACAUAGGAUCAAAGCGGGUGCACGGAUCGCUCCUCCUGUGUCGCGCAGCAGCGUCGUCGCGCAGGCAGGUGAUGGAAUAGAUGAUGUCGGAAGUCCAGGGCACUUUGGAGUUCUCAGUGGAAUUGCAUAAGUUUCACAAUGUGGAUCUGUUUCAGAGAGGCUUCUAUCAGGUGAGGGCGGCACUGCGUGUUUCACCUCGAGUUCCCCACAGAAUCACUGCCACCACAUCCGGAUACACAGGAGAGAGCAGUUUCAGCAGUGCAGUGGUUCACGAUGGCGGGGUGUUCAGCAGGAUCUUUCAGAUCCUCUACAGGAACGAGGAGGUGACCCUCGAGGACCACAUGAUCUUCAGAGUCCACCUGCUUCUAGAUGGAGAGAGGGUGGAGGAAGCCAUGAGUGAGGUGGACGUUCAGCUGAAACUAGAUCUGCACUUCACUGACAACGAACAGCAGUUGUCAGAUAUCACCUCAGUGCCUCUGAUCAGCAGCAGGACGUUGGGUCUACAUUUCCAUCCGCACCAUGGCCUACACCAUCACCUACCCGUCAUGUUUGACUAUUUCCACCUGUCCGUCGUUUCCGUCUCCAUCCAUGCCUCCCUGGUGGCAUUGCAUCAACCACUGAUCAGUUUUGCACGGAGUGGUAAAGGGACGUGGCUGGGUAGAGGAUCUCCAGAGAGUGAGGCUCCGUCCUCCAUGAUGUCAGUAGAGAAUCUGAUGUUUGGGACGGGGUAUUGCAAACCUGUUCCAACAGAGGGCAGUUUUUACGUGCCAUCGGAGAACUGUCUGCAGAGAGCAUACACGUGGCACUGUCGCAUCUGUAAACUGUUGCUGGCUGCUCUAAGAGGCCUGCGCUCGUAUUACACGACUCUAAUGAAGGAGAUUCCUCAACUGCAACACAUAGAAAUGGAAGACCUUCCCAUUGAAGAAACAUUAAAUCAGCACACCAUUGAACUGCAGUUGCAGAGUGGUCAUGAGAAGGUAGCAGAGCUGAUCAGUAAAGAUCUGAUGCAGUUGUGUGCUCAGCUGGCUGCUGUUUGGACACAGUUUCUGGAAGCCACGGUUCCCAAUCCACAUAUCCGCUCGUAUCUGGCCCAGGAGCACCACACGCUCCGGGUCAGGAGAUUUUCAGAAGCGUAUUUCUUCACUGAACAUCCCAAAGAGUCCUCGCUCACAUUUCAGGAGGAACUUAUCAACACACACGGCCAGGUGGCCACAGAGAUGCGGAGCUCUGAUUAUCUGCUCCGAAUGCCCCCACUUCCUGUGGAAUGCCUGGACAUCGACGGAGACUGGAGCAGCCUGCCAAUCAUCUUUGAGGAUAGAUACGUGGACACGCCCUGUUUAGAUUACACCAUUCAUGUGCCAAACCAGAUGGACUUAAACUCAAAUACCUGUCCAGACUCAACUAGGUUGCAAGACCAAUCCAUCAGUCCAACUGAGGAGACACAGGACGUCUAUUCGUCAGCAACAUACGCUGAGGAACCCCCCAGUAAAGAUCACAUGGAUCUGCCCACAUACAUGACUCUAACUGUUGAACAACAGGAUUUCAUUACAGACCUCAAAGAGACCAGAGAUCAAGCAGAAACUUUGAUUGGCUGUGUGGGUGAGACAGAUAUUGACAGAAGCGAACAUAUCUACGAGACCACCACGACUAGUUCUGGUUCAAGAUUUGAGUCUGUUGAUGAAGACAAGUGCCAAUAUGAUACUGAGGAAGCAAUUGAGCAAAUAGACUGUAGGUCUGAAGACAGCACUGAUGCAAUUUAUAGAGUUAAUUCUGUACAAGGUAAUGUGGAGAAAACUGGUUGCCAGAUAGAUGCAAGUGACUUUGCUGAUCACCCUGAAAAUGAUUUUGUAGAAUCUAAUCAUGCGAGUUUGAAACAAGCUAAAAUUACCCAAAGUGGCAGCGGACAGACAUUGUUGCUAGUUCCGAUGGAAUCUGAAGAACUUUCUGAUCUCACCAGCAUUGACAGCUUAGACUUCCUGCCCACUUAUAACCAUGACACCCACCUAGGAACACCAGACAAUACAGGGAACCAUGGCAACAAGGUGCCAAACUCAGUAUUAGAUAGCAGAAACAUCGAAGCACCAGCAAAGUAUUUUGGGAGCGAGGAAACAUUACCGGCUAGUCUAUUGAAUGUCCAAUCUCCAGAAACCGACCCUCAAGCAACGUCCCCUUCAGUUUACACCCUACUACAGAACCGCCGCUUGUCUGAAACCCCACCCAGGGGUGUAUUCUUGGGCGGGUCUAAGUUAAUGAACCGCUCUUCAUCUGUAAUCUCAGACUCUGGCAUUGAAAGCGAGCCAAGCUCAAUGGCCUGGACACUGGAGGGACGAGGAGUCGUCGUAGGUGUUCGUGAUGUCUUGAAAAAUCUGGCUCAGUGUCGGGCACACCAGAGCUCUCUGGAGGGGCUACAGACGGAAAGUCACGGCAGCUUGCCAAGUGCCACUCAAGCUUCUCUGACCUCCAUUAGUUCCCUACCAUACGAAGAGGAGGAGAUGCAACUCAAUACUCUCACCAAAUCCGCCUCUGCACCACAAAUCAGCAGCCCUGAUGACACAGAGGAUAGUGAAAUACCCAAUCAGGAGGAGAGGAACGUUUGUGAAGCAAAUCAUGAGAGGCAGAGUUAUGAAGAAGCCACUGAGGCCGAGCAGAAUCUACAAGGUGUUACUACGAAGGACAGAAAUAAAACAACCAAUCAGGAGAAGAGGUACAAUCAGGAGAGACUGAGCAAUGAAGUAGAUGAUGAGUUGAAGUGGAAUGUACAAGCUUUAACUAUGGAGGACAGAAAUGAAACAACCAAUCACAACUUCAACAGGGACGAGUUAUCCAGUCAAGAAACGGCUGUCGAAGAAAGUCCUUUGCCAGAAAUGUUACUAUACCAGCAAUUUGUGACAGAUAAAGGUGUUGAAAACGCCACAGUGGAUGAACUGACCGAACGUUCUGUGGAAUAUCAAAGUAAUAUGUUGCUUAAUGAGUAUUCUGGUCACAAAGGUGACAGUACAGAGUGUUGUAGCUGUGAAAAUAAAUAUUGUGAACACCAGGGUGUGCUAGAAUUAAACACAAAUCAAGGCGACUCUGACGACAUCAGUGUCCAUCACAUUCAUUUGAAUGAGCUUGAGGUAAGUAUGGAGAACCUCCCUGAUCCACCAAUUAGUGUCGAGAGCAGUCACAAAAUUAUGACCAAUGACAGAGAGAGACCCACUGAUGUCAUCAAACUUCCAGCCAAUGAGAGAGCACAGAAGACAUUAGAGGGACAGAGCAGAGCCAAUAAGCUGCAGAGUUCAGGACUAGCAUUCGUGAAUAAAAAGGUGGUCGAGGUUGUGAACCUGUCAGUGUCAUGCACUCCAACAUGUCUGCCUUUUUCAUCCGUUCUCCGCGAUUCGCCAUCAGUCAGCGGAAUCUCCACCCGCCAAGCCACUUCCCCCAUUACAAAUCAACCCCUGGGCUCGUUCGGAAUCAUCUCCUCUUCCCCUUCCUCCAGUGAUGACCAGGAAAUCAACGAGAGGAUGAUCAACUUCUAUAAGGCAAAAGAAGCCCUGCUGAGAGAGCUGAUGUUGAAGGGCUGUCUGUACAGUGAUCUGCCUUACCUUGCCUCUGAUUACCCAUACUUCCCUCCUGAAGAAGACGACACUGAGUUUGAGGAUGGGAUACACCUUGUGGUGUGUGUACAUGGACUUGAUGGUAAUAGUGCAGAUCUGCGGUUGGUAAAGACCUUUAUAGAGCUUGGGUUGCCAGGAUCUAGACUGGACUUCCUUAUGUCUGAACGCAACCAGACGGACACGUUUGCAGAUUUUGACACCAUGACGGACAGACUGUUGGACGAGAUUAUUCAACACAUUCAGCUGUAUAACCUCACCAUCCACAGAAUUAGUUUUAUCGGUCAUUCUUUGGGGAAUAUCAUUAUUCGCUCAGUGCUGACCAGACCCAGAUUUCGCUGUUAUCUCUGUAAACUCCACACCUUCCUGUCUCUGUCUGGACCUCACCUGGGCACACUGUAUAACAACAGCACACUUGUCAGCACAGGUUUGUGGCUUAUGCAAAAACUGAAGAAGUCUGGAUCUCUACUGCAGCUUACGUUCAGAGAUCAAACCGACCCAAGACAAACUUUCCUCUAUACGCUCAGUAAGAAACCAGGUCUGCAAUAUUUUAAGAAUGUGGUGUUGGUGGCCUCCCCGCAGGACCGAUACGUGCCCUUCCACUCGGCCCGCAUUGAGAUGUGUCGGACCGCACUUAAAGACAGAACCACAGGUCCGGUAUACACAGAGAUGAUCAAUAACUUACUCCAGCCUUUGCUGAGCGCUCCAAACUGUUGUUUGAUAAGACAGAAUGUGUUCCACGCCUUACCCAACACGGCAAACACACUCAUUGGACGUGCGGCUCAUAUCGCAGUGCUCGACUCCGAACUCUUCCUGGAGAAGUUCCUUCUAGUGGCCGGGCUCAAUUACUUCAAGUAGCCAUUCAGUCCACAUGUUAGAGAUGAGCUCAUGUCUUGAGUUCUGUGGGAGAGCCAAUCAGAUUACACUUCAAUGGCAGAAUCAGCCUAUCAGAUUUCAUUUCAGAGAUAAUAGUCAGCUCUGGAAUUGUUCAAUAAGUUCAGUCAUUGGACGCACGAAAACAAAUUGAAGAUUCAGAUCGUGGAUCUGAAUAAUGUAAAAUUUGUACAGAAAGGACAUUUUAUAGUAAGCAAAUAGAGAAAACAAACAAUUGAAGCCUUAAAGAAGCUUUAUGAUGUAAUAACUUGACAUCGAAUAAUCAUAACUGGAGAGUUAAUGAUCAGAUGAAUGUCAUUUGAAUGUAAAUUUAGCUGGUAGUAGCUGGUAUCGUAACAAGGACCUUGGUUCUUUUUCCCCUCCAGUCGCAAACGUGUAUUUGCAACGCCAUUCGUAACUUGAGGAGGUCGAUAUCACUGGACUCUAAUACUUGAAGAGUAAAUUCACUCGUUUUGAGUUCUGCGUUAUGAAAACGUAUACAUGUUUUCAGAAGAAUUUCUUUUUAUCAAUUCAUUAUUUUAUAGUUUGUGUAUUUCGACAUUUUGUUGCAGAGUGAAAAUCUCUCUGUGAAAAUGCCAAAUUCAUUGUGUUGAUGUAUUGUUGAUGAUAUGCCUCCCUUGUAACCGUAACUGAUUUGAAUGUGUUUACCAUAUACAUGCCUUAAUAAUCACUAGGUGAGUAUGUCAAGAUCAUGUACACUAUUUCAAUAAUCUCCCAAAUUUUGAUUCAUUUUUUAGUUAUUUUUAAAAUAUAACUUGUGUACUCCAGUGAAAUGUCAAACAAUCUCGGUUUUAAUGGUUUUGCUGUUGUUUUAUUCUUUGAUUUGGCUUCAAUGGCCAUUAUUUGCUAAAUACUUCAAAUGAAUAUUCCAGGUUCAACAUACGUUAAGCUCAGCAUUUGUGGCAUAUUGUUGAUAAACAAAAAACAUUUUCGACUUGUCCCUCCUUUUCUUCAAAAAGAGCAAAAAUCUGGGUUACAGUGAGGCACUUACAAUGGAAGCAAAUGGGGCCAAUCUGUUCAAGUUAAAAUACAUAAUGUUUUAAAAGAUUAGCCAAAAGACGUAAACAAUAUGUGUGAUUACAUGAUUUUAGUGUGAUAAAAUCACUCACUACACUUCUCUGUGUAAAGUUAUAUAAAUUUUUACAACUUUGUUGCCAUGACGAUGUAUAAACCCAUUAAAACCACAAAUUUAGCAGUCCACUGCAAAUCUACGAUUUAAACAAAUUUAGAGAUGAAAUAAUCCAUGAGUUUUAGCAGAAGAAUUAAUGUUAGUGCAUUUAUAAAAAGCUUCAUAUUUCUGCCUUUGAACCUUACAAAAAUUGGCCUCAUUGACUUCCAUUGUAAGUGCUUCACUGUAACCACUGUACAUUUUAGCUUGUUUUAAAGAAAAGGAGAGCGUCAAAAUUAUUAUUAUUAUAUUUGUGGUCAUCAACAUUAUGCCACAAAUGCAGUCGAUUGAGCUUAAGUUGUAUUGAAUUUGGAAUAUUCAUUUAAUGAGUGCGUUUAUGUGCUCGUUUUUACACUGAUUGUGCUGAAUAAGCCGACAGCAUCAUGUAAACACCUUAAACGGUUUUCCUUUAUCAAGUUGAGGUCUUCAAAGCUUUAAGCAAAAAACUAUUAACAAGAAGAUUUUUGUCCAUUACCCUGAUUACACGUUGCAUGUCCAUUAACCAGAGAUCUUAUCGGCUUAUCCAAUGUAGGCAAAUGUAUCCAAUGACGUCAAAAGCCAAGAAUAAGCCGUUGAUUUCAAAUCUCGUGUAAACUUUUUUUAUUCUUUGCCUUGUCGGAUUUUCUGAAUAAGAUGAUUUUUUUUAGUAAUCAGCGUAUUGUGUGUAUGUAAACAGGCUCAUUGUGUUUGAAGCUGCAACAAUGUAUUUAAGUACAAUUGGGCCAAAUGUAUGAAAAAGGGGGUGGGGUCUUGCCAUCACCCCCCCAGAACGCCAAACGCCCUCUUAUGCUAAAAAAGCUUGAUGCUGCGCAAUGUAAAAUAACAGAACGCAUGUGUCUUGAGAGGCUUUCAAAAGUUAACGUUCAAUAAAAAUGUUGAGGUCCUAAAAAAAGUACAGCUCCAAUGACAAAUGCUACACAAACAGCUGGAAACUGUGCAAGGAUCAAUUAUGUCCACCUAGCGCAUGUUUAUAUACAAGACCCCCCAAAAAGCAUUGGCGGGUCUAGCCCUUAUCACUGUUUUUUGAUUUUAGUUUGUUUCUUUUGAAGUAGUUUUGACAUUGUGUUCCAGUCAUACAGACUAGUCAUACAGAGCAACUGGUAUCACCAGCUCUUUUACUGUACUGAAGGAACUAAUGUCAGGUUGAGACAUGUUAGGCACUAUGACAUCCUCAGUCAGCUUUCACUGUAUGAAAAAAAGGGUAACACUUUCAAACGUUUUACUCAAGCCAUACCUCAGGUUUUCACCUCGUUCAGCAUCUUUAGCUCAUUUCCUUGUGUUCUGGGUUUCAUUCGGCUGUGGUCAGCAUCGUGUGAUUGGGUUUAUAGCAGAGUGCUUGUAUCAGCAAAGUUAGAAGAUGUCCUUUCUGUUCCCACUGAGCUUUUAUACAUGCCGACUGACUCUUGAUUAGUCUGUAAAAACUCUGUCACAUUGAUUGACACUAAUUUAACCCGCCUCUUAAGUACACAGGUGUCACAUUACCCUGCCGCUUCGUUACCGCUAAAGGGGCCCAUCAGGCUGAACAACCCAUUAGCCAUAAUGCUCUACUGCACAGGGCAUCAGUGUGUGUGUGUGUGUGUGUGUGUGUGUGUUUGUUUGUUUGUUUGCUAAUGUGAGCUGAUGGCUGUGUUUGCUCACACAAGCAUAUUAAUUACGGAACUAAAACACAGAUUUACGCUUCAAACAGAGACCAAGGGCAAAAGUGCUUGUGUGUGCGCAUGUGUAAAGUAUAGUGUGUAAAAAUUGAUCUUUUCCUUCACAAAUGUUUAUUAACAGAUGCUCAAUUCAAAUGUAAGGAAUAUUAAAUUAAGAACAUACAUUUACUUGCCCCUUUAAGCAGUUAAACCUUCAGUUAUCCUUAAGCCAUAUAUCAUUCUGAUUGCCACAUGUUCAGUGUUAUCUGGAGGAAAUGUCCAAACGAAGAGAGAGCAAAACGUUAAAACACUUCAUGAAAUACUUUGACGAAUGCAAUUUGCUUUUCUGUGUUGACAUGUUUUUGAAACAGGUAGAAAGUAUUUUUUUACGCAUACAGUAUAUAAAGAAAAGGUUGGUAGCACUUUACAGUAAAGAUGUAUAAGUUGUUAUUUGACAGUUUAGUUUCUUAAUAUGAACGAAAAAUAAAUAAUACUUUAACAGCUAUUUUUAAUCUUGGUUCAUGUUAAUCAAUAUAAAAUAAAAAGCAUUUUAAAUAUAUUUUUUAAAUUAGCAUUUGGUUUAUAUGUAUGUACAGUAUGUGUCAAUGUUUUUGUAUUGUUU
Molecule: messenger RNA, 7934 nt
Organism: Xyrauchen texanus (razorback sucker)
Lineage: Eukaryota; Metazoa; Chordata; Actinopteri; Cypriniformes; Catostomidae
Product: protein FAM135B-like
Exons: 20
Coding region: 104-4474 (1456 amino acids)
Source: RefSeq, a predicted model, not a curated record